AUGGUAGGGGACGGCUUCAUAGUGAAAGGGAUAACCAUAGAGAACCCGGCAGGGCCCAGCAAGCACCAGGCGGUGGCCCUCAGAAACGGCGCCGACACCUCCGCCUUCUAUCAAUGCAUCUUUGUGGGCUAUGAAGACACCCUCUACGUCCGCUCCCUCCGUCAGUUAACGUUCUACCGUGAAUGCGACAUCUACUGCAACGUCGACUUCAUCUUUGGCAACAACGCGACCUCCGUGCUCUGUAACCUGUACGCAGGAGACGGAUUCAUAGUGGAAGGGAUAACCAUAGAGAACCCGGCGGGGCCCAGCAAGCACCAGGUGGUGGCCCUCAGAAACGGCGCCGACACCUCUGCCUUCUUGUGA
Messenger RNA from Neltuma alba, 363 nucleotides. RefSeq names its product pectinesterase-like. The record is from RefSeq and is a predicted model, not a curated record. Lineage: Eukaryota; Viridiplantae; Streptophyta; Magnoliopsida; Fabales; Fabaceae. Gene Ontology annotation, molecular function: pectinesterase activity. Bases 1 to 363 code for a protein of 120 amino acids. Gene Ontology annotation, biological process: cell wall modification. The transcript has 2 exons.